This is a messenger RNA of Cornus florida, 3608 nucleotides long. RefSeq names its product pentatricopeptide repeat-containing protein At3g20730-like. The record is from RefSeq and is a predicted model, not a curated record. The transcript is spliced from 6 exons. Bases 348 to 2201 code for a protein of 617 amino acids. Gene Ontology annotation, molecular function: protein binding; RNA binding. Gene Ontology annotation, biological process: RNA modification. Lineage: Eukaryota; Viridiplantae; Streptophyta; Magnoliopsida; Cornales; Cornaceae.
AAAAAAGCAGCCCAUUUUGGAUAGAAGCGUCAAAUGAUGACUGUACAAAAAAAGCCCACUACGACAAGGGAAGCAAAAACAAUGCCUUGUUAGGCCCAAUUGAACAGGCACAGAGAGAGAGAGCCAAACCUACGAUUGCGAUUGCGAAUGAACAUUCUACCUGAAAAAACCUCAAAGUUUCGUUCACUCCAAACGUGGUAUAUGCAUACCCAAUUGACUUCCAGUGGUGCGAUACCGAUCUCAUGAAGGAGUUGCAAUUCAUUGGACAUGAGUAUGAACCACAUAUAUUCAGGAUGAAUCACCAGAUUAGUUAAGAGUGUUCAAAUACUUUUGCAUGGAAUUCUACCAUGAACAGACUCAGCAUGAAAACGGCUACCAAACUCAACGAACCAACCAAACCUGCAUUUCUAGAAUCAACCAUUCAAUCAUUAUGCAAUUUGGGAAGAUUACAAAGCGCUCUGAAACUGUUAUUUUCCCGACCAUUUGAGCCGGAUUACUCUUCGUAUUCAAAGAUUUUGCAGCUUUGCAUUGAUAAAAAUGCUGAAAAAGAGGGCCAUUUGAUCCACAACCAUCUCUUAGCAAAUGGGUUUGGUUCAAAUCUGUAUUUAAACACCAAAAUGAUUAUAUUUUAUGCGAAAAUCGGUGACAUGGUCAAUGCUCGUAAAGUGUUCGAUAAAAUGCCUGAAAAGAGUGUCGUUUCUUGGACAGCAUUGUUGUCUGGGUACUCUCAGAAUGGAUUUUCAAAGGAAGCCCUGAUGGUGUUUUCGGCAAUGCACCGGAACAGCGUUAAAGCUAAUCAGUUUACUUAUGGAAGUGCUUUGAGGGCUUGUACGACUAUGAUGUGUUUGGAUAGAGGGAAGCAGAUCCAAGGAUGUAUAUGUAAGGGAAGGUUUGUUGAGAAUUUGUUUGUCCAGAGUGCAUUGGUUGAUUUGCAUUCCAAGUGCGGGAAAAUGGAGGAUGCUUGUUAUGUUUUUGAGUCGAUGUCAGAGAGGGAUGUGGUUUCUUGGAAUGCGAUGAUUGGUGGGUAUGCCGUUCAGAGGCUCACUAAUUGUGCCUUUAAAAUGUUCCGUUCAAUGCUUAGAGGAGGUAUGAUCCCUGAUUGCUUCACCUUGGCAAAUGUUCUGAAAGCUUCCACCGGCGGUAGUUGUCUCAUGACAGUCAACCAAGUACAUGCAUUUGUCAUCCAUUUGGGUUUUGGGUCUUAUAAUGUUUUGAAUGGAUCGCUGAUCGAUGCAUAUGCAAAAUGUGGAAGUGUGAGGAGUGCGAAGUGUAUAUACAAGAAUAUGCUGAAAAAAGAUACAAUAUCAUGCACAGCAUUGAUCACUGGAUAUGCACGUGAAGGUAUCUGUAGUAGAGAUGCCUUGAUUCUCUUUGGUGGGUUACAUCAGAUGCACUUAGGGAUUGAUGGUGUUAUAUUAUGCUCCUUGCUCAACAUAUGUGCCAAUACAGCAUCACUUGACAUAGGAAGACAAUUACAUGCUUUGACUUUAAAAUAUCCACUUAGUCAUGAUAUGGCCUUAGGCAAUGCUCUUAUUGAUAUGUAUGCAAAAUCUGGAGAAAUUUCAGAUGCUAAUCAUAUUUUUGAGGAGAUGGAGGAUAAAAAUGUUAUUUCAUGGACGUCACUGAUUGCUGGGUAUGGGAAACAUGGCUAUGGACACAAGGCAAUUGCACUAUAUAGAAAGAUGGAAUGUGAAGGGUUGAAGCCAAAUGAUGUCACAUUCUUGUCUCUUCUCUUCGCAUGUAGCCAUAGUGGAUUGACUGGUGAAGGAUGGGAAUGUUUCAGUAAUAUGGUCGGCAAAUACAAUAUCUUGCCUAGAGCGGAGCAUUAUUCUUGUAUGGUGGACCUCUUUGCACGUGGAGGCCUGUUGGAGGAAGCCUAUGAUUUGAUAUGCAAAAUGGAUGUCAAACCAAAUGCUUCGCUUUGGGGUGCGAUUCUUGGGGCAUGUAACAUAUAUGGCAAUAUGUCUCUUGGAGAAGUAGCAGCCAAGCAUCUAUCUCAUCUAGACCCUGUGAACUCAGUCAACUAUGUGGCUUUGGCAAACAUAUAUGCUGCAGCUGGCUUGUGGGACAAUGCUUGGAAGACGCGGAAGUUGACUGAAGUGAGAAGUAUGAAAAAGAAUCCUGGAUAUAGCUUUUUUCUUUCCACAAAUAAGAGGGUAGCUCUUCUGCAGACUGCAGAGAAGUUAAAAUUACAGAACUGACUAAUUUUGCAAAGUUGGCUUUUGAGAUAGUGGCUGAAUUGUUACCUGAUGCAAAAGACUGCUUUGAUACCAAAAAUGAUUUACCCACAAAAGUGAAGAUUAUUAUUAGAAAGGAGGGUGGCCGCUCCAUCUUGACCUGGUGGUCACAAGUUCGAUAUAAGGAAACUUCCUCAAAGGUAAGGCUGCGUACAUCUAACCCUUUCCCAGACCAGUAAUGGUGGGAGUCUCAUCCACUGGACCAAUCCAUUUUAUUAAACAAAUUGGUGAUGAUACAAAGGAAUUAGUGGGAGUCUAGGAGAUGGUAACGUCAACUCAUUAUGAUCCAAGGGCAUUAGGAUGUCAUCAUUGUACUUCUCUUGGUCGGAUUCUCAUAAUCAUUCUGAGCUUCAAACAUUCAGCAACACAGCUGAAAUCUGAUCAAGAAGCUGCCGUGAAAACUGCUUGGAAACCAGAAGCAGUGGCAGUCCAAAUUGGGAACAAUCAUUUUCUUUCAGAAAACUAUUGGCUGCAAAUUGAGAAAUGGAGUAUCUCCUUGCGGUGAUAAUAAUCAUGCUGAAGAGAAACAGAUGCAUUUAUGAAUGGCACAUGUUGGUCUGAAGGUUUCAAUUCGCACAGUAAACUUUCUGCUCUAGCUAUUUGUUUCUUCCUCAUCUUCACUCAUUGAUUUAAGCUUCAAGAAAUGGAAAACUAUUUAGGUGUUCAUUCCUCUAAUAUUGAUGAAAAUGAGAGAAGAAAAUAAAGGAAGUACAUCUUCGGUUUUCAUGUAAUUAUAAUGGCGAGUUGCAGUUGUGUGGUGGUAUGAGAAGUAUAGAAGCAAAGGUUCCCGGCCGCCUGCCUCCUUGUGUGGAAAUGCUUCUGGAUAAGGAGCCCUCACAAGAUUUGAAAAUGGCACGGGAAUUAUAUUUACGCCGCCUUUAUUAUGGGAGUGAGAGUGCUUGUAUUGAACAAGUAUGCCUUAACAAAGAAAACCUUUGAUAAUUUAUGCAAGAUUCUGAACAAGUAUGCCUUAACGAUACGAUGCAUGUUUGUGUUGAAGAAGUGGUUUGAGGUAGAAGCUGGAUUAGCAAGGCAAUCUGUUCAUGGUGAUGAUGACUUGGAAGUUGCCGAGGAAAUUGAUUUUCAUGGUGGGGCAAUCCCUUAUAGCUAAUACAAAUCGUAUUGGGACAAUCUAGACAUCAAAUGAAUGGACUCAAAGAGACGCACUGGCACAAGCAAUGUUUGCCGAAUAUCAACAAAGAAGAGGAAAUUUAUGAUGCAUUCCUUGUUUGGCUUUGUCCUUGUUUGCUCUAUUAUGAUGUUUAUAUGUAGUUUGUGUUUGGGACUUGGGAUGGUGUUGAUGUAAUGUUUUUUUGUGUUAAUGGAUUUUACUUGGGAUUGGAUAAGGUAAUGUGAAUUGAGAAUUGAGAA